AUGCUCGAGGAUAUACAAUUAGUUUAUAUGAACGUGAAGAUAUUGCGCUUCUGGGCGCUACUCUACGAUAAAAAUGUGAUGCGCUACGUUUGCUUCACGUUGACCACGAUCCACGUCCUCACCCAGCUGCUUUACAUACUCACCACCAACGAGGGCCUCAUUGGCAUCAUACGCAACUCAUAUAUGCUGGUGCUCUGGAUAAAUACGUUGCUGCGUGCAUGUUUGCUAUUGUACGAUCAGCAGAGUUAUGUGCAGCUGAUAAACGAUCUCAGAUGUUACUAUUAUGAGCUGAGGCGACUGCAUGAUCCCUAUAUAUCACAGCUGUUGUCAAGGGUAAAUCGACAGGGUCAGAUUAUGGCACGCGGCAAUCUGUUCUUUGGCCUGCUCACCUGCAUUGGCUUUGGUCUGUAUCCACUCAGCUCCAAUGAGCGAGUGUUGCCAUUUGGCAGCAAACUCCCGGGAAUAAAUGAGUAUGCGACGCCCUACUAUCAAGUGUGGUUCUGCUUUCACAUGCUCAUCACUCCGAUGGGCUGCUGCAUGUACAUUCCGUAUACCAGUCUGUGUGUGGCCUUCAUCAUGUUUGGCAUUGUGAUGUGCAAGGCGCUGCAGCAUCGAUUGCGUUCCCUGGGCAGCAGGCUGCUAACAAAGACGCAGCUCUCCAAGGAAAUAAACGAAUGCAUUAUCUAUCAUCAGCGGAUCAUUGAUUAUAUACAGAACAUCAAUAAUCUAACUACUUACAUAUUUCUCAUCGAGUUUUUGGCCUUUGGAGCGCUGCUCUGUGCGCUGCUCUUUAUGCUCAUGUUUGUGGACUCAACGGCGCAUGUUGUCAUUGUGAGUGCGUAUAUCAACAUGAUACUCGCACAAAUCUUGGCACUCUAUUGGUUCGCCAAUGAGCUAAGGGAGCAGAACCUGGCCAUUGCUGUCGCGGCAUACGACACGGAAUGGUUCACCUUCGAAAUUGCAGUACGCAAAAAAUUGUUAUUUAUGAUAUUACGUGCACAGCGGCCAGCAUCGAUACUCUUGGGCAACAUUCGACCGAUUACAUUGGAACUAUUUCAGAACUUACUCAAUACGACUUACACAGUUUUUACCGUCCUCAAACGUAUUUAUGGUUGAUGCCUCCAAUUUGA
This is a messenger RNA of Drosophila grimshawi, 1130 nucleotides long. RefSeq names its product odorant receptor 49b (gene Or49b). Gene Ontology annotation, cellular component: plasma membrane. Bases 1 to 1116 code for a protein of 371 amino acids. The record is from RefSeq and is a predicted model, not a curated record. Gene Ontology annotation, molecular function: olfactory receptor activity; odorant binding. The transcript is spliced from 6 exons. NCBI's taxonomy places the organism in Eukaryota, Metazoa, Arthropoda, Insecta, Diptera, Drosophilidae. Gene Ontology annotation, biological process: sensory perception of smell; detection of chemical stimulus involved in sensory perception of smell.